GAAAAAACCGCUGGACGAUAUCGAUCGGAUCGGGCUUGCAGAAUAUUGUCGGUGGUGGUUCUUGUUUUUUCUUCACUUCUUCAUCUCUCCGUUUCUCUUUCUCUGCCACAUCCCCUUUUUCACUCUCUUCGCCCGCUGAUUCCCUUGCCUCUGCCGUCGUCGCCGCCACCGUAUACCCCGUCGUUUUCCCCCAAUCCCUUCGUUAGGUGCUGCUGUUGCACAGGAAAAAAAAAAAGAAAAGAAAAGAAAAAAAAAGAAAAUGUCUCCACCAGCUCUUGUUGCUCCCGGCGCAGGCUCUGCCGCAAAGGAUGUGAAGAGAGAGUCCGGAAUGGCUCGUCUGCUCGGUUCCGGAUCCUCUGGCAUUGCUGAGCUCCUUAUUUUCCAUCCCGUUGAUACGACCGCCAAACGUCUUAUGAGCAAUCAAGGAAAGAUCGCCAACGUUUCCCAAUUGAACAAAGUCGUUUUCAAGGACUUCGCCGACGCCUCUGUCGCUAGGAAGUUCACCUCUCUUUUUCCCGGUCUUGGAUAUGCUGCUGGAUACAAGGUAUUGCAACGGAUAUAUAAAUAUGGCGGACAACCAUUCGUCCGGGAUUAUCUAGCCCAGCACCACGGCUCGUCGUUCGACAAUGCAUUUGGCAAGGGCACUGGCAAGGCGAUCAUGCAUGCUACGGCCGGAAGCUUGAUCGGUAUUGGAGAAAUUGUUCUCCUCCCCCUCGACGUCCUCAAAAUAAAGAGACAGACAAACCCAGAAGCAUUCCGUGGCCGUGGCCUGUUCAGAAUUAUCAAAGAUGAGGGAAUGGGUCUCUACCGCGGUGCAGGCUGGACCGCUGCACGAAAUGCCCCCGGUUCCUUUGCACUCUUCGGCGGCUCCGCCUUCGCGAAAGAAUAUAUCUACGACCUAAAAGAUUAUAACUCCGCGUCUUGGCUGCAGAACUUCGUGGCAUCCAUCGUCGGUGCCAGCGCCUCCCUCAUCGUCUCCGCGCCGCUUGACGUCAUCAAGACCCGGAUCCAGAACCGCAACUUUGAGAACCCAGAAUCUGGCUUCCGAAUUGUCAGCAGCAUGAUCAGGAAUGAGGGCCCGACUAGCUUCUUCAAGGGGCUGACGCCCAAGUUGCUGAUGACGGGUCCGAAGCUUGUGUUUAGCUUCUGGCUUGCGCAAACCUUGAUCCCGGCGUUUGGGAAGGUUGUGUAAGCUGUGCGCUUUUUGCAGGGAGUAUUCGUGGCGAUGGGGCGGAGCGGGAGCUUUGCGACUCGCUAUAGCGUGUCCAAUUCCUUUUUCUCUUUCUGUUUUAAUUUUCGGCUUCUACUGUAUUGUUAUUUUAACUACGCCUUUUUUCAUGUUAUAUAUAGAAAGAGUAUACGUGCGUUAGGCUUUUUGUUGGGAUUUUUAUAUACGGGCCUAUGUAAUUUUAUGUUUGUCACUGCUCUACUCUUUGCUUCUUAUGGUUAUUUUUUCCUAUAUAGAUAGCGCGUGGUUAAAAUUCCGGCGUUGGAACAUGAUAGAUCUAUGUACAUCUAUGUCAUAAAAGUUGUUGCCCAUUCCCUCUCAUCUAAACGGUCUUUUUUAGUCCCCAAGCGGCGUCCAUCAGACAAGACACCCACGGACUGCUAUAUCUAACCAAUUCUACCAAAACAGUA
Messenger RNA from Blastomyces gilchristii SLH14081, 1638 nucleotides. RefSeq names its product mitochondrial carrier protein. Bases 260 to 1192 code for a protein of 310 amino acids. The transcript has 7 exons. The record is from RefSeq and is a predicted model, not a curated record. Gene Ontology annotation, cellular component: mitochondrion. Gene Ontology annotation, molecular function: guanine nucleotide transmembrane transporter activity. Lineage: Eukaryota; Fungi; Ascomycota; Eurotiomycetes; Onygenales; Ajellomycetaceae.